Racocetra fulgida is the source of this 916-nucleotide messenger RNA. The record is from the annotation of a GenBank genome assembly. Lineage: Eukaryota; Fungi; Glomeromycota; Glomeromycetes; Diversisporales; Gigasporaceae.
UGAUGGGUUCUUCAACCUCCAAGUUGAAAUAUCCUCACUUAGUAGCGUCAAAAUUUCCAAUUACCAAUGAUGGCGAAACUAUUACUUUGAGUGAUGGUAGAAUAAUGGGAUUUAAAGAAUACAAAUUUUUCCAUACCCUUACCGACAAUACCAUAUCUCUACGUAAUCAAGAAUUUGUGAUUCUUUCUAUACCUGGAAUACCAGGCUCAAGAUUUUUCACGCAUCCUUCAUUAUUAUCAAAAGAAAACGAUGAAAAUAUUAACACUAGCGAAAAUAAUGAAAAUAAAGCGUUGAUAAGAUUAAUCGUAUUAGAAAGACCAGGAUUUGGACUUUCAACAUCUGCCAAAAGAAAUUUUAUUGAUUUUUCUAAUGAUAUAAAAGAACUUUGUCAACAAAAAAAUAUUAAAAAAUUUUCUUUAAUGGCUUAUUCUGCAGGUGGUCCUUUUGGUUUAGCUGCUGCUUAUUCUCUAGGUAAACAAAAUGAUAGUUUAAAUGGUCCUAUAAUUAGUAAACUCGCAAUUAUUACUAAAAAUAGUCCAAGUUUAUUGUCAAUUAUAGCACGUCUUGAAGCAAAAUCUGCAUUAAGUGAUCCAGUAAAGGCAGCUUCUGAAAUUCUUUUACUUGGUCCACCAGAUGAUAAGGAAGUGUAUGAAAAAUUUCCAGAAAUUGAGGAAUUAUUUAUUAAAAGUAGUUUGGAAAUGUAUACUAGAGGUCAAGUUGAAACAGCAUGUUGGGAAUAUAGUUUAUGGGGAAAGGAUUGGGGAUUUAAUUUGAACGAAAUUGGGAAAGGAAAAGAUGGGAAUAUAGGUGUUAGAUGUAAAGUUUGGCAUGGUGAAGAAGAUUAUGGAUGCACUAUUGAUAUGGGUAAAUAUAUUGCUGAUCAAAUUAAAGGAUGUGAAACUUGUUUUGAUAAAAA